This is a messenger RNA of Trichophyton rubrum CBS 118892, 2757 nucleotides long. RefSeq lists its product as uncharacterized. The record is from RefSeq and is a predicted model, not a curated record. Gene Ontology annotation, molecular function: protein binding. Gene Ontology annotation, biological process: proteasome-mediated ubiquitin-dependent protein catabolic process. Bases 1 to 2757 code for a protein of 918 amino acids. The transcript is spliced from 2 exons. Gene Ontology annotation, cellular component: GID complex. Lineage: Eukaryota; Fungi; Ascomycota; Eurotiomycetes; Onygenales; Arthrodermataceae.
AUGCUAAUUCUUACUUUCUUGCUAGGUGGACCGGCGUAUACCGCGCCUAUUUUAGCUGGAGAGACCAUACCCUCGUUGCUCUCCGUACUAUCAUCGCCCUCCUGUCCUCGAUCCCUCGCCCUCGCUGUCCUUCGAACCCUCAACACCAUUGCGGAUCAGCUUGCCUUGGUAUAUCAAAAUGUAGAUAACCAGACACAACCCAUGGGCGCCCUGCUCUUCACCCGCAAGUAUAUCCCUACUUUCCGUGGCAUUCUACAGCAACCAGCCAACUCUCCCGGUGCACAACCUUGCAUAGAGCUUGUAGCAGACCUCAUCUCGAAGACAUGCUCCGGAGAGCAGCAGAAGAGCCUUCUAGCUGAGUGCGGCAUUUUGGAUGUCCUAGGUUUAAGGCUGGCAGCUUUCGUCGUUGCGGGAGGGUUUGUUCUUCCCGGAGCAGAGAACUCCUGUACCAACUCCGGCGCAUUGGGAUACAUACCGGAUCCUGCUCCGGCCGAUGCCAAACUAACUCCCAUUCUCCAUGCGAUUGCCGUCAUCAUCGAACAGUCCGCGGCUCGUGCAGAACAUCUCUUGACAUGUCCCGCUUUGGUCACCGUCUUUCCCCGGUCAUUCUAUGACCUCUACCUCGGCCAGGCUAAGAAAGGCCCAUGGAAAUCUCCCUAUUCAUCCGGUUAUGGCUUUACCAAACGCAACGUCUUGAAUCCCAUUGAUUCCCUUCUCCCGUCAGUGCAGCCAAUGCAAAACAAUGGCUCAUCCAAUUUCCCCCCAUUGGGCUCGCAACCUCAGUAUGACAAGCGAGGGCAGUUCUUUGGCCCUCAACCGCCUUGUACCGACAGUCCUGCUCCAGAAGAGCCAGAGAGCGUGUUGGUAUCCUGGUUGCUUUAUGUUGCCCGAGCAGACCGUGGUUACGUCCGUCUCAUGGCAGCUCGAAUACUUGCCACCCUAUUCCGCCAUCAUCUCCUGAAAAAGAGCCGCGUCCCGAUGCUCGGAUUUCUCUUGGUUCCGCUCCUAGUUAGAAUGCUCGACAGUGCUCACCAUGCUGAAGACUCGUCCACUUUCGAUGGUUGCGUGAACUCAAUCACUCUGCGUGUUAAAGAGGAAGCUCCCGCUGUGCUAGCCUCCCUGGUCAUGGAUAGCCGAGAGCUGCAAAAAUUUGCCGUCGAUAGCGGUGCUAUCAAGAAACUCACCCAAAUGCUGAAAGAGUCGUUCGCGCCAACUUCAGAAGCCGGCACUCCCAUGUGGAGUACAACAAAGAGACCUGCCACAGUUCUAGUUCAGUCAACAGACUCAGACACGUCUUUGGGACCCCCAGGAUUCACCCGCCAGGCCCUCUCCAAGAUAAAAUACCGAGAAGCCAUUCUCAAAACCCUGGCAGCACUCUCCUUGGUUAAUGAUGAUUACAGAAAGGCUAUAUGCGAUACUGGUGUUGUUCAGCAUAUCAUUGACUCGAUGAAACCCUGGAAUCCAGAGACAACAGUUCUAGGAAACAAGACUUGCAUUACCGAAUUGGAAGGGAAUACAACGCCAGUCAUACUUGCAGCUUGUGCCGCUGCUAGAUCGUUGACUCGAUCAGUCAGUGUGCUUAGAACCAGCUUGAUUGAUGCCGGCAUUGCUGCGCCAAUAUGUGACUUGGUUAAAUCCAGCAAUGUCGAAAUACAGAUUGCGGCCACUUCAGUAAUGUGUAAUUUGGCCCUUGAUUUCAGCCCAAUGAAGGAGGCUCUUCUUGAGGCAAACAUGGUCCCGCUACUGUGCGAAAAUUCCCAUUCACCAAAUGCAAACCUUAGAAUAGAAUCCCUCUGGUCUCUCAAGCACAUUUCCUAUAAUGUACCGAACAAGAUGAAGAAAGAUAUCCUAGAGGCUCUUGGUAUCGAGUGGAUCAAACAGGUUCUCUCUCACGACCCUAACGAUCCUCUCAAUGCCAGGAGACGACAGGACGACAUUGCAAGCGAGUUGCCAUCCUCACUCAUAGAGAUGGGCACCUCAAAUUCAUUUGGCGAACAAGUAGACAUCCUCAACCCGGUGAUACCCAGCAGCUUGGAAUCAGAGUCUCCUAUGAUGGACUUCGAUGGCCAUAUUCCAGAUAGUUCGAUAACCUCGAAACCUGACGUUGAUACUCAUUCCGCCGAGAAGGUUCGGAAGCGCAGAUUGGCGCUGAAUGGAGAUUUGGACCAGACCAAGAAACUACGCCAAGACGAUACGCUAGCACAGGAGGAGCUUUUCGACUUGCUUCGAAACAUCAUGUGUGGCCCGGGAGCGCCCGAUAUGAUCGACUAUCUUCUCCAGAAGUUCGGCCAGACCGACUUCCUAGAUAUCCUUGCAAGCAAACUCCGUCCUAGACCCCUUCCCACCGCCAACGCCUCUAUAGCUUCCUUCAAGGACAAAUCAACCACCUCACAGCAAAAAUCAAUACUCCACCCUACCGAAAUAAUCCGCGCAGUGACUUAUGUCCUGAUCCACAUUGCCGCUGGCGUCUCGCGACAUCGCCACCUGCUAGUCUUCCACCAAGACCUGCUCAAACUAACCAUGGCCUUGUUAAGCCACUCGAACUGGCAGAUUCGGGCCAAUUGCGUCUGGAUAGUGAUUAAUCUCACUCUUGAUGAUGACAAGACCGAUAGAGCUAGCCGGGUUGAGCGUGCCAUGAGGCUGAAGAGCCUAGGGGUUAUGGAACGUCUGAGCAGUUUGGAAAUUGAUAGCGAAUCCGACGUUAGAGAACGGACAAAAACGGCUUUGGAUUGGAUGAAGACGCUCUUGGGCCAAUAA